Molecule: messenger RNA, 10591 nt
Organism: Myotis myotis
Lineage: Eukaryota; Metazoa; Chordata; Mammalia; Chiroptera; Vespertilionidae
Gene: CHD7
Product: chromodomain helicase DNA binding protein 7
Exons: 38
Coding region: 534-9497 (2987 amino acids)
Molecular function (GO): protein binding; ATP binding; ATP-dependent chromatin remodeler activity
Source: RefSeq, a predicted model, not a curated record
UGGCGGGGGCGCGCAGGCGCUGGCGUGCUGGGGCCGCGGCGGCGGCGGUAGCGGCGGUGGCGGCGGCGGCGGCGGCGCGGGGGUUGAGCCGUGGUAGUGCGGACGCGCUCGUGCUCGGGAACUAUCGGAUUAAACUUGAAUCGAGUGAAAUUACACAAAGGAGCGCCGCUGAGGAGGCGGCCCGGGGACCCGGAGACCCUGAAACUCGCCAGAGCCCCGUUCGCUCCCGGCCAACUCCGCGCCCGUGGAUUCAGCCCCCCGGCCGCGGCCGCCCAGCCAACUCCGGAGCCUGCUCUGCGUUUUGUUUCUCCCUCGGCACCGGGCAGCGGAGGAGCCCGCCCGACCGACCGAGCCGGACCUAUAUCCAGAUUUUGCCUGACACUGCGGGGUCCAGGAGAAUUAAAGGAAUAUAGAAUGACAGGAAGAAGAUUAGUUGAGGAUUACAGGCCUUGAGGACGAGCACCUCAGUGAAGAGAAGCACAGACAAGCUCCCGAGCUAUAGCUGGGAGGAAGGAGCCGCGUGUUGGAAGAAGAUGGCGGAUCCAGGAAUGAUGAGUCUCUUUGGCGAGGAUGGGAAUAUUUUCAGUGAAGGCCUCGAAGGCCUUGGCGAUUGUGGUUACCCGGAAAAUCCAGUGAACCCCAUGGGUCAGCAAAUGCCCCUAGACCAGGGAUUUGCCUCUCUACAGCCCUCCCUUCACCAUCCCUCCCCUAAUCAGAAUCAAACCAAGCUGACCCAUUUCGAUCACUACAAUCAGUAUGAGCAGCAGAAGAUGCACCUCCUGGACCAGCCGAGCAGGAUGAUGAGCAGCGCCCCUGGGAACGGACUCGCGUCUCCUCACUCACAGUACCACACCCCUCCCGUUCCUCAGGUCCCUCACAGCGGCAGUGGCGGCGGGCAGAUGGGAGUCUACCCUGGCAUGCAGAAUGAAAGGCACGGGCAGUCCUUUGUGGACAGUGGCUCCAUGUGGGGCCCCCGGGCUGUUCAGGUACCGGACCAGAUACGAGCCCCCUACCAGCAGCCACCGCAGCCGGCUCCGUCGGGGCCCCCCGGCCAGGGCCACCCUCAGCACAUGCAGCAGAUGGGCAGCUACAUGGCACGUGGGGAUUUUUCCAUGCAGCAGCACGGGCAGCCGCCGCAGAGGAUGAGCCAGUUUUCCCAAGGUCAAGAGGGCCUCAAUCAGGGAAACCCUUUCAUUGCCACCUCAGGACCCGGCCACCUGUCCCACGUGCCCCAGCAGAGUCCCAGCAUGGCACCUUCCCUCCGUCACUCAGUGCAGCAGUUCCACCACCACCCCCCCACUGCUCUCCAUGGGGAAUCCGUUGCCCACAGUCCCAGAUUCUCCCCUAAUCCUCCUCCACAAGGGGCUGUCAGGCCGCAAACCCUUAACUUUAGUUCUCGGAGCCAGACAGUCCCCUCACCUACUAUAAACAACUCAGGGCAGUAUUCUCGAUAUCCUUACAGUAACCUAAAUCAGGGAUUAGUUAACAAUACAGGGAUGAAUCAAAAUUUAGGCCUUACAAAUAAUACUCCAAUGAAUCAGUCCGUACCCAGAUACCCCAAUGCUGUAGGAUUCCCAUCAAACAGUGGUCAAGGACUAAUGCACCAGCAGCCCAUCCACCCCAGUGGCUCACUUAACCAAAUGAACACACAAACUAUGCAUCCUUCACAGCCUCAGGGAACUUAUGCCUCUCCACCUCCCAUGUCACCCAUGAAAGCAAUGAGUAAUCCGGCAGGUACUCCUCCUCCGCAAGUCAGGCCCGGAAGUGCUGGGAUACCAAUGGAAGUUGGCAGUUAUCCAAAUAUGCCCCACCCUCCACCGUCUCACCAGCCCCCUGGUGCCAUGGGAAUUGGACAGAGGAAUAUGGGCCCCAGAAACAUGCAGCCGUCGCGUCCAUUUAUGGGCAUGUCCUCAGCGCCGAGGGAGCUGGCCGGGCACAUGAGACCAAAUGGUUGCCCCGGUGUUGGCCUUGCAGAUCCACAAGCAAUCCAGGAGCGGCUGUUACCUGGCCAGCAGCACCCUGGUCAGCAGCCGUCUUUUCAGCAAUUGCCAACCUGCCCUCCGAUGCAGCCCCACCCGGGCUUGCACCACCAGUCUUCACCCCCACACCCGCAUCACCAGCCUUGGGCACAGCUCCACCCAUCGCCCCAGAACACCCCGCAGAAAGUGCCUGUGCCUCAGCAUUCUCCAUCGGAGCCCUUUCUAGAGAAACCAGUGCCGGAUAUGACUCAGGUUAGUGGACCGAACACCCAGCUAGUGAAGAGUGAGGAUUACCUGCCAUCCAUAGAGCAGCAGCCACAACAAAAGAAGAAGAAGAAGAAAAACAACCACAUUGUUGCAGAGGAUCCCAGUAAAAGUUUUGGUAAAGAGGACUUCCCUGGUGGGGUUGAUAACCAAGAACUAAAUAGGAAUUCACUAGAUGGGUCUCAAGAAGAGAAAAAGAAAAAGAAAAGGCCGAAGGCAAAAAAAGACCCGAAGGAACUGAAAGAACCCAAGGAGAAAAAAGAGCCCAAGGAACCCAAGACCCCGAAAGCCCCUAAGAUUCCCAAAGAGCCAAAGGAAAAGAAAGCAAAAACUGCCACGCCAAAACCCAAGUCCAGCAAAAAGUCCAGUAAUAAGAAACCUGAUUCAGAAGCAAGUGCUUUGAAGAAAAAGGUCAACAAGGGAAAAACAGAAGGUUCUGAAAAUUCAGACUUAGACAAAACGCCCCCACCAUCUCCUGAAGAAGAGGAGGACCCAGGUGUUCAGAAGAGACGGUCCAGCAGGCAGGUGAAGAGGAAGCGCUACACUGAAGACUUGGAGUUCAAGAUUUCUGAUGAGGAGGCAGAUGAUGCAGAUGCUGCUGGGAGAGACUCCCCCUCGAACACCUCGCAGUCAGAGCAGCAGGAAUCUGUUGAUGCAGAAGGUCCAUUGGUAGAAAAAAUCAUGAGUAGUCGUUCCGUGAAAAAACAGAAGGAAUCUGGAGAGGAGGUAGAAGUUGAGGAAUUCUAUGUGAAAUACAAAAACUUCUCUUAUCUUCAUUGUCAAUGGGCAUCUGUAGAAGAUCUGGAAAAAGAUAAGAGAAUUCAGCAAAAGAUUAAACGAUUUAAGGCAAAGCAGGGCCAGAACAAAUUCCUUUCAGAGAUUGAAGAUGAGCUUUUUAAUCCAGAUUAUGUGGAGGUUGACCGGAUAAUGGACUUUGCACGUAGCACAGAUGACCGGGGAGAGCCUGUGACUCACUACCUGGUGAAGUGGUGCUCCCUGCCUUAUGAGGACAGCACUUGGGAGCUGAGGCAGGACAUCGAUCAAGCCAAGAUCGAGGAGUUUGAAAAACUAAUGUCCAGGGAGCCGGAAACAGUGCGCGUGGAGCGACCUCCUGCUGAUGAUUGGAAGAAAUCGGAGAGUUCCAGGGAGUAUAAAAACAAUAACAAACUCAGGGAAUACCAGUUGGAGGGAGUAAACUGGCUACUUUUCAAUUGGUACAACAUGCGAAACUGCAUUUUAGCAGAUGAAAUGGGUUUGGGAAAAACUAUCCAGUCCAUUACAUUUCUCUAUGAGAUAUAUUUGAAAGGAAUCCAUGGCCCUUUUUUAGUAAUUGCCCCAUUGUCCACAAUCCCCAACUGGGAAAGGGAGUUCCGUACCUGGACAGAGUUGAACGUGGUUGUGUAUCAUGGGAGUCAAGCUAGUCGUCGGACCAUUCAGUUGUAUGAAAUGUACUUCAAAGAUCCCCAGGGUCGAGUGAUAAAGGGGUCCUAUAAGUUUCAUGCCAUCAUCACGACCUUCGAGAUGAUUUUGACUGAUUGUCCUGAGCUGCGGAAUAUUCCAUGGCGCUGUGUAGUCAUCGAUGAAGCCCACCGGUUGAAGAACAGGAACUGCAAGCUGCUGGAGGGACUCAAGAUGAUGGACUUGGAACACAAAGUGCUGCUGACGGGGACCCCGCUGCAGAACACCGUGGAGGAGCUCUUCAGCCUGCUCCACUUCUUGGAACCGAGUCGCUUCCCUUCAGAAACCACCUUCAUGCAGGAGUUCGGUGAUCUGAAAACAGAAGAACAGGUGCAAAAACUCCAGGCUAUUCUAAAGCCGAUGAUGUUGAGACGUCUCAAGGAGGAUGUAGAAAAGAACUUGGCCCCCAAAGAAGAAACUAUCAUUGAAGUUGAGCUAACAAACAUUCAGAAGAAGUAUUACCGAGCCAUCCUUGAGAAGAAUUUUACAUUUCUUUCCAAAGGUGGUGGUCAAGCUAACGUACCUAACCUUUUAAACACUAUGAUGGAACUACGCAAGUGCUGCAAUCAUCCGUACCUUAUUAACGGUGCUGAAGAGAAAAUUUUGGAAGAGUUUAAAGAAACACACAAUGCAGACUCUCCAGAUUUUCAGCUCCAGGCGAUGAUCCAGGCUGCUGGCAAGCUAGUGCUGAUUGACAAGCUGCUGCCAAAACUGAAGGCUGGUGGCCACAGGGUGCUUAUCUUUUCCCAGAUGGUGCGCUGCUUGGACAUACUGGAAGACUACCUCAUUCAAAGACGGUACCCGUACGAGAGGAUCGACGGCCGAGUGAGAGGCAACCUGCGCCAGGCAGCUAUUGACAGAUUCUCCAAACCCGACUCGGAUAGGUUUGUUUUCCUCCUGUGCACCCGGGCAGGCGGUUUAGGCAUUAAUCUUACUGCUGCUGAUACCUGCAUCAUCUUUGAUUCUGACUGGAAUCCCCAAAAUGACCUCCAGGCCCAGGCAAGGUGUCACAGGAUAGGACAGAGCAAAUCCGUGAAAAUCUACAGGCUGAUCACACGAAAUUCUUAUGAAAGGGAGAUGUUCGACAAGGCGAGUCUGAAGCUCGGUCUGGAUAAAGCUGUGCUGCAGUCCAUGAGCGGAAGGGAAAACGCCACCAACGGGGUGCAACAGCUUUCCAAGAAGGAAAUAGAGGAUCUUCUGCGAAAGGGGGCCUACGGUGCGCUCAUGGAUGAGGAGGACGAAGGGUCUAAAUUCUGCGAAGAAGAUAUCGACCAGAUUCUCCUGCGGCGAACCCACACCAUCACCAUCGAGUCUGAAGGGAAGGGCUCCACCUUUGCUAAGGCCAGUUUUGUUGCAUCUGGAAAUAGGACAGAUAUCUCCCUGGAUGACCCAAAUUUCUGGCAAAAGUGGGCUAAGAAAGCCGAGUUGGAUAUCGAUGCCUUAAAUGGGAGGAACAACCUGGUCAUCGACACCCCGAGGGUGAGGAAGCAGACCAGGCUGUACAGUGCGGUGAAGGAGGACGAGCUGAUGGAGUUCUCAGACCUGGAGAGCGACUCCGAGGAGAAGCCCUGUGCGAAGCCCCGGCGGCCGCAGGACCGGUCCCAGGGCUAUGCCAGGAGCGAGUGCUUCCGGGUGGAGAAGAACCUGCUCGUCUACGGCUGGGGGCGGUGGACGGACAUCCUUUCCCACGGACGCUACAAACGCCAGCUCACUGAGCAGGAUGUGGAGACCAUCUGCAGGGCCAUCCUCGUGUACUGCCUCACCCAUUACAAGGGGGACGAGAACAUCAAGAGCUUCAUCUGGGACCUGAUCACGCCCACGGCCGACGGCCAGACGCGCGCCCUGGUCAACCACUCCGGUUUAUCAGCCCCAGUGCCGAGGGGAAGAAAGGGGAAGAAGGUGAAAGCCCAGAGCUCACACCCAGUGGUGCAGGACGCCGACUGGCUGGCCGGCUGCAACCCCGAUGCGCUGUUCCAGGAGGACAGCUACCGGAAGCACCUGAAGCACCACUGCAACAAGGUCCUGCUGCGUGUCCGCAUGCUGUACUACCUACGACAAGAAGUGAUAGGAGACCAGGCAGAUAAGAUCUUAGAGGGUGCUGACUCAAGUGACGCUGAUGUGUGGAUACCUGAGCCUUUCCACGCCGAGGUCCCCACAGAUUGGUGGGAUAAGGAGGCGGAUAAGUCACUCCUAAUUGGGGUGUUCAAACACGGCUACGAGAAGUACAACUCCAUGCGCGCAGACCCCGCACUGUGCUUCCUGGAACGAGUGGGUAUGCCCGAUGCCAAGGCCAUCGCUGCCGAGCAGAGAGGAACAGACAUGCUAGCAGAUGGCGGUGACGGGGGAGAAUUUGAUAGAGAAGAUGAAGACCCGGAAUAUAAACCAACCCGAACGCCGUUCAAGGAUGAAAUAGAUGAAUUUGCCAAUUCUCCUCCCGAAGAGAAGGAAGAGUCUGUGGAACUACGCACCACGGGCAAGCACAGCGAGAGCAACGCUGAGUUAGGCCAACUUGUCUGGCCUAGCACCUCAACCCUGACCACCCGUCUGCGCCGGCUCAUCACUGCCUAUCAGCGCAGCUAUAAGAGGCAGCAGCUGCGGCAGGAGGCCCUGACGAAGACGGACCGGCGGAGGCGGCGGCCUCGGGAGGAAGUGAGAGCACUGGAAGCGGAAAGGGAAGCUAUAAUCUCUGAGAAACGGCAAAAGUGGACGAGAAGAGAAGAGGCUGACUUUUACCGCGUGGUAUCCACUUUUGGGGUUAUUUUUGACCCCAUGAAACAGCAGUUUGAUUGGAACCAGUUUCGAGCCUUUGCCAGACUGGACAAAAAGUCUGAUGAAAGCCUGGAGAAAUACUUCAGUUGCUUUGUGGCCAUGUGUAGGCGCGUGUGUCGAAUGCCCACCAAGCCAGAUGAUGAACCUCCAGAUCUCUCCAUGAUUGAGCCCAUCACAGAAGAGCGUGCCUCUAGAACUCUCUACCGCAUCGAACUGCUCCGGAAAAUUCGUGAGCAGGUUCUCCAUCACCCCCAACUGGGGGAGAGGCUGAAGCUCUGCCAGCCGAGCCUGGACCUGCCGGAGUGGUGGGAGUGCGGACGGCACGACCGAGACUUGCUGGUGGGCGCCGCUAAACAUGGGGUCAGUCGGACAGACUAUCACAUCCUCAACGACCCCGAGCUGUCCUUCUUGGAUGCGCACAAAAACUUUGCGCAGAACAGAGGGCCUGGCAAUAUUUCGGCCUUGAACCCACUGGCAGUGGGAUUUGGCCAGACUCCAGCAGUCGUCUCGUCCGCUCAUAUUCAGGAGGAAAAGGGGACGGGACAGACAGAGGGCAAAGGGGAGGAGCCUGAACACGCGGCCACCCAAGAGAAACCCGCCACGAAAGCGGAGGAGGAGGAACCCGAGGCCGGGGAUGAGGACCAUAAGGAGGACUGUGCUGCCGAGGCCAGCUCUGUCAAACAGGAGCUGAAAGGCAUGGAGGUCGGCGCAGAUUCAGGGCCCAAGUCAAUUUCCGAGAAAGGUUCGGAAGAGGACGAGGAAGAAAAGCUGGAGGAUGAUGACAAGUCGGAAGAAUCUUCUCAGCCUGAAGGAGCUGUCUCUAGGGGGAAGCAUUUUGAUGAAGAAAGCAAUGCUUCUAUGAGCACUGCCAGGGACGAGACCCGAGAUGGGUUCUACAUGGAGGACGGGGACCCAUCGGUAGCUCAGCUCCUUCAUGAAAGAACAUUUGCCUUCUCAUUUUGGCCUAAGGAUCGAGUAAUGAUAAACCGAUUAGACAAUAUCUGUGAAGCGGUGUUGAAAGGCAAAUGGCCAGUAAAUCGGCGCCAGAUGUUUGAUUUCCAGGGCCUCCUCCCCGGCUACACGCCGCCCACUGUGGACAGCCCCCUGCAGAAGCGGAGCUUUGCGGAGCUCUCCGCAGUCGGCCAGGCCAGCGUCAGUGGGAGCGAGGACCUCACCACUUCUCCCCAGUUGUCAAAGGAAGAUGCUCUCAAUCUCGCUGUCCCUCGCCAGCGGAGGAGGAGGAGGAGGAAAAUUGAAAUCGAGGCCGAAAGAGCUGCCAAGCGGAGAAACCUCAUGGAGAUGGUGGCCCAGCUUCGGGAGUCUCAGGUGGUCUCAGAAAAUGGACAAGAAAAAGUUGUAGAUUUAUCGAAGGCCUCCAGAGAGGCAACAAGCUCUACCUCAAAUUUUUCAUCUCUUACUUCAAAGUUUAUCUUGCCUAACGUCUCAACGCCAGUGUCCGAUGCCUUUAAGACUCAGAUGGAGCUGCUGCAGGUGGGCCUGUCGCGCACGCCCACGAGGCACCUGCUCAACGGCUCCCUCGUGGACGGGGAGCCCCCCAUGAAAAGGAGGCGGGGGAGGAGGAAAAACGUGGAGGGCCUCGAUCUGCUUUUCAUGAGCCACAAACGGACGUCACUGAGUGCAGAGGAUGCUGAGGUGACCAAAGCUUUCGAAGAAGAUAUAGAGACCCCACCAACACGAAACAUUCCUUCUCCUGGACAGCUGGACCCCGACACACGGAUCCCUGUUAUAAAUCUCGAAGAUGGGACGAGGCUGGUGGGGGAUGACGCUCCUAAAAAUAAGGACUUGGUGGAAUGGCUGAAGCUGCACCCUGCUUACACUGUUGAUAUGCCAAGUUACGUACCAAAGAAUGCGGAUGUGCUGUUUUCCUCAUUUCAGAAACCGAAACAGAAACGACAUAGAUGUCGAAACCCUAACAAAUUGGAUAUAAACACUUUGACAGGAGAGGAAAGGGUGCCCGUCGUCAAUAAACGAAAUGGAAAGAAGAUGGGCGGGGCGAUGGCACCUCCCAUGAAGGAUCUGCCCAGGUGGCUGGAAGAAAACCCUGAGUUUGCAGUUGCUCCCGACUGGACUGACAUCGUUAAGCAGUCUGGUUUUGUUCCCGAGUCGAUGUUUGACCGUCUUCUCACUGGACCUGUGGUGAGGGGAGAGGGAGCGAGCCGACGAGGAAGAAGGCCCAAGAGCGAAAUUGCCAGAGCGGCCGCCGCCGCCGCCGCCGUGGCCUCCACGUCGGGAAUCAACCCUCUGCUGGUGAACAGCCUGUUUGCAGGGAUGGACCUCACGAGCCUUCAGAACCUCCAGAGCCUCCAGUCUCUCCAGCUGGCGGGGCUCAUGGGCUUCCCUCCCGGACUGGCCACAGCUGCCGCGGCCGGAGGCGACGCCAAGAACCCUGCGGCCGUGCUGCCCCUGAUGCUGCCGGGCAUGGCGGGCCUGCCCAACAUGUUUGGCCUGGGCGGGCUGCUCAACAGCCCCCUGUCCACUGCUGCUGGGAACACCACUACUGCGUCCAGUCAGGGAGACCCGGACGAUGGCACUUGCAAGGGGGAGGAGAAGGGCAAUGAGAACGAGGAGGAGAGCAAAGACCCCGAGAAAAGCACAGACGCUGUUUCGGCUACUGACUCUGCGAAUGGUCCCGUUGGUGCUGCUACUGCCUCGACCGGAUUGCCCUCCAACCCGCUCGCCUUCAACCCUUUCCUCCUGUCCACCAUGGCCCCAGGCCUCUUCUACCCUUCCAUGUUUCUACCUCCGGGGCUGGGAGGAUUGACGCUGCCCGGGUUCCCCGCGCUGGCAGGACUGCAGAACACCGUGGGCUCGGGCGCGGAGAAGGGCCCCGACAAGGCCGAGGGGGCGGCCUUUCAGGAAGAGGAGCACCUCGAGGCCAGCGACGCCGAGGAGAACCUGGACAAGACGGCGGAGUCCUCCGUCCUCGAAGACGAAAUAGCACAGGGUGAAGAGCUGGACUCGCUGGAUGGCGGGGAGGAACUAGAAAACAAUGAGAAUGACGAGUAACCAGUCCCAGUUCCCGUUCAAGUGUUUAAAACUUUUGACAAGUGGUAGUCCUACUGUUUACACUCACAGUUAAUGUUCAUACCUAGUUUUAUAAGCUGUUCUGUAACAUAGUGUAGCAAAAAGAAAAAAAGAAGAAAAAAAAAGUCCAAGUCAUGUUAUACAGGUGUGUCAAAAGGUAUCUUGGUCCUUAAGUAUUGUGCAGUGCAUUAUUUAUUACCCCUAGGAGAGAUGAAAUUUGAGAGGUGAUCAUGUCUUUUUAAGGAAAACUUACAUAAUGCUCUGCUUCGUUUCCUCUUCGUGUGGUACCAUUGGUAUUAUAAUAAAGAGCAAUUUGUAACGGGGCGGCACUCACGGAAGGACGCGCCGCUCGAAGGAAGUAUGAAGUUAUAUAUUUAAUUUUUUUAAUUUUAAUUUCGUUGCUGUGAAGGUCAGAUGAAAUUUACCGUACAUAUCAUCCUUGCUCAUUGGUUUCCCUUUCUGACUGUCUGGGGUGCCCACACUCGCGCAUACACACACACACACACACACACACACACAUCCGUACACUCUGACAAUCUCCACGUUAGUGUGAACGUCUCCGUCCCGAGGCGCAGCAAUAAUAAGGCAGCUGUUGAAUGUGAAGGGUCCCUUUGGAAAUUAACCUACUGGGAGGGUUCUCGCCAGAUAGAACUACAGUUCCAUUGUCUCGUGGUCUUGUAAUGCACUGGUAUAAACAAAAUAAAUAGAUGAAUAAAUAAAAGAGUGAGAGACUAGAGAAUCAGGUACCUUUUUUUUUUAAAUUAAAGGACUUCGUUACUUUAGCCACAAAGCUAAAACAGCAUUACCUCAGCUCUAAACUAGCCUUGAAGUUUACAGACAUGACUUUGUAAAUGUAUUGUUUUUCUUUGUUGUGAUGUCCUUUUAUUUUUUUCCUUUGAAAACUGCUAUCAUGUAAGAUAAACUGUAAAUUGCUGCCAACUGUAGUAAUGAUGCUUUUAAUAAAAGUGACCCAUGAUAUGCAGAAAUGUAAUUAUAGGAUGUAGUGUGUAGGGGAACUGGUGUUGGCUCUAUUUUUUGUCUUUGCAAUAGAUGCAAAUACAGCAUUCUGGCCUUUG